GGUUUUGUUGGGGGGGUUUCCCCCUUUCUUCUGCCUUUCAAGAGGGGGACACAAGGCAAGAGUCUUCGCGCUGGGGCCCUGCCCCCUGCCCUUCUCCCACCUCGCCUACCCCUCCGCCUAUGUGGCUGCCAAAAUCCACCUCCCCUGUCAAGGGGAGGAUUGGGCGGGAUUACUGAGUCCGGGAGGUAUUCUGGCCUUGAAGGACUUUUCUCUUUUGUCUUGCCCAGGCAAAUGGGGAAUUCUAACAGUUCUAUAGCUCGCAGUGGGGUGGGGACAAUACAUGCCUAAGGAUCUGGUCGGUAUGAGAAAUGACAUGGAAAAGGGAAUGAAUUGCGUUCAACAUCAUUUGCGUAGGUUAAUUAUGUAGUAUGUAUGGUUUAGCUGAGUUAAUAUUGCUCUAGGACCUUAACUCUUGCAAACGUGAGAAUUAGAAGGCAACGUUAUAGUUGCAUUAAGAUAAAUAUUUGCUGUUUAUAAGCAUUUGCUGCCAUGUAAGAGUAGUGGGUGAUUCAUUACACCACAGAUAUGUAGCUGUUCCCCACCAGAUUCGCAGUUAAUAUACCUGAGGUAUAUCUCCAACUGCUAGAAUCUGAAAUCCUGUUCUGUUGGGUUUAAGGAAAUAAGCAUCCCUGAUGGUCCUCCCCCUUAUCCCUAGAAACAUCUCUAAGCCUUUGAAGGCCUUGGGAAAAACCUUUUUUAACCCUAUCUACCACCUUGUCAGUAUGAUUUAUCCUGGCUAGUGUAAUGGUGCGUUACUGCGUUAUGCCAGACAAAGUAAUAACCUACUUUUUGUUCUGGAUUUAAUCCGUAUAAGAAAUGUUAUAUGCAGUGAAUACAUGGGGGUUGGAACAAGGACCAUGUUUGUCUUGGGAUGCCUUUCUUUGAGUUAUGCAAACUUCCUUUUAAUUGUCAUGCAUUUUUCUAGUAAAAGCUCUGCAAGUCUGCAAUAAAAAUGGCCUCCAAUAAAACUACAUUGGUGCGUGGAAGAAACUGCAGUAAUGGAAUGCUCCUAGCAUGUGUCCUGUUCAAUAGUUACGGGUUAUUGUUGAGUAUUUUGCUUAUUGUAGCACUACGCUAUAAACUUCGCUGCCAUCAGUUUCUCCUUGGUUUUUUGGAACAGCACAAAAUGGGAAAGAAACAGAAUGGCAAAGGUAAAAAAGUUGAAGAGGCAGAGUCUGAAGAAUUUGUUGUAGAGAAGGUCCUGGACAGACGUGUUCAAAAUGGAAAGGUGGAAUACUUCUUGAAGUGGAAAGGAUUUACAGAUGCUGACAACACAUGGGAACCUGAAGAGAACUUAGAUUGUCCAGAGCUAAUUGAAGCUUUUUUGAACUCUCAGAAAGCUGGUAAAGAAAAAACAGACGGUGCCAAAAGAAAAUCUUUGUCAGAUAGUGAAUCUGAUGAUAGUAAAUCAAAGAAAAAACGUGAUUCUGUUGAUAAACCAAGAGGGUUCGCAAGGGGUCUUGCUCCUGAGCGGAUAAUUGGGGCUACGGAUAGCAGUGGAGAGCUUAUGUUCCUCAUGAAAUGGAAAGGCUCUGAUGAGGCAGAUCUGGUGCUGGCCAAAGACGCUAACAAGGAGUGUCCUCAGAUCGUAAUCGCUUUUUAUGAAGAACGACUAACUUGGCAUUCAUGCCCAGAAGAUGAAGCACAAUAAUUGUUUGCAUUGCUUUUUUUAUAUAUAAGAAUAUUAAAACCUAAAGUUUGAUUUAUUAGCAAUGUGAGAAGCAUACAUUCUAACAAGUUUCGAAUUUGAUAUUUUUUUGAAGUAGUAUGUUUUGCAUCAACAGCAAGUAAAUAAAAGCUUUCUGCAACUUGUUUCAUUUAUCACAAGAGAGCAUUUGAUACUACUACUUCCUCCAUAUUAGGUAAAAGCUUUUAUAAAACAUGGAUGAACUUCCAUAGUUAUUACAGGAUCAUAAUGAAUGUCUAAACAAACUCACAGAUGUUUUGUAGUCUUCUGUACUAUUGAUGUGCAUGUAUCUUCUUUACCCAAACCUAGCCCUUUAAACCCCUAGGGUCAUUCUUUUUAGUAUUUGGGAUCGCUUGGUCUUCAGAAGACUAGGUGAAAACUAACUUUGUAGUAAUUUGAAUGUUAUCAGACUUGUUAUUAUAUUGUUACUUAUAUUGUUUACUUUAUUGUAAAUACUGGUGAACAGUGGUCAAUAAAAUAGUUUUAUAUUCUUCCUUUAUACUGA
Molecule: messenger RNA, 2192 nt
Organism: Manacus vitellinus (golden-collared manakin)
Lineage: Eukaryota; Metazoa; Chordata; Aves; Passeriformes; Pipridae
Gene: CBX3
Product: chromobox 3
Exons: 6
Coding region: 953-1651 (232 amino acids)
Biological process (GO): negative regulation of transcription by RNA polymerase II; chromatin organization
Cellular component (GO): nucleus; pericentric heterochromatin
Molecular function (GO): chromatin binding
Source: RefSeq, a predicted model, not a curated record